GUUGUAUUGUUUACGCAGCUCUAAUUGUUGCACUCAAAAUUAAGUUCAAGAAAAAUGGAGACCGAGUCUGAUCAUGGCUCCCGGCCCGACGAAGCUGGCGAUGAGUUUGGUCCUGCUCAGGAAGCGAUGCUCGAAGGGCGGAAGUCGCAGGUGGCGUCGAUGGGGCGGCGCAAGUCGUCGUUGAGCAGCCGCCGACGCUCGAUGGCCGCCGAGGAGAUGCGCUUGGAGGAGGAAGAAGUGAGUCGGCAGAUGAAGGGCAUCAACAUGAUGGAGGACUCGUUCAAGAACAAGUGGGUCAAGGCGCUGGAGACGCACAAGGAGGACUUCAGGGUGCGGAUGGAGAAGGAGAGGCUGGAGCGGGAGGAGAUGGAGAGGAACAAGUCGCUGGUGCAGGAGGUGCGGGCGCACCGCGACCAGAAGAAGGUGAUGAGCGUGCAGGCAAACAUAGAGGAGAAGAAGGGCCAGGUGGAGGAGUUCAAGAAGCGCAGGGUCACCAUCGUCGAGAAGGCGAAGAAGGAGGAGAUGAUCGAGUGCUUGAACAAGAGGAAGUGGAUCAUCAUGAUGCGCGCAUUGAGGAACCUGCAGAAGACCAAGAAGCAGGAGCUGGAAGAGGAGAGGAAGCGCGAGUUCAGCAUGCAAAUGGAGAGACACAACUCCAUCAAAGAAAGGAUGGACCAGCGGAGGGAGGAGCAACGCAAGUCGCAGGUCGAGUGGGUGCAAAAGCUGUCGACCAUCAAGGAGCAAAAAAAGGUGGAAAAGAAGCGUCGCAAGAAGCGGCAGCAUCCACCGACUGAGUCUGAGAACCGCUUCAAGCGGAUGCAGCGCGAGGCGAAGAUGCGUGCCAGACGCGAGGAGAUGCGCAAGAAGAAGCUGGAGCAGGAGCUACUCGCGGAGAAGCGCAAACGCUACGUCCGGGAGCUGGCGCGCAGGGCCGAGGUGGACGCGCGCCUCGACUACCUGCGCAAAAGCCAGGAGCUGAACGACUUCAGGCAGGCGGUCGCCAUGGACAGGGUGAGGCGCGAGUUCGAGGCCAAGGUGGCGGUCCAGAAGGCUGAAAAGCAGUUCUCAGAGAAGAUGGUCACGAUGCUCAAGGAGAACGACAAGUACAUGAAAAAAUUGAGGGAAAAAGCUGCAAGGGAAAAGAAAAAGAAGGCAAGCGAGCUGAAGGUGCAGCUAGAAGCGACCAGGCGGCUGGAGGUGGCCGAGAGGGUCGAGCAGCACCAAAAACUGGUGCACCGCCUGGCGGAGGAAAAAGGUCGGCAGCUGGCCGACGAGGAAGUCAAGUUCCUGAAGGAACAGGAGGAGCAGAAGGAGUACAACAGGUGGGUGUCCGAGCAGCACCACCGCAAGGCGCAGAUCCUUCGCAAGCAGGCGCGCAUCAGGGAGUGUCUGCGGCGGCAGGCGGCCAGGGAGCAGCAGCAGCUGAAGAAGAUGAAGGAGCUGGACCGCCGGGCGACCACCCUGAAGAACAUCGAGUUCCUCACUGUGAACAAGAAGGAGCCGCUGAGCGAGACCGUGAGCACCGAGGCGGGCGAGGAGGUGCGGCGCCAGGUCAUCCGCCUUCAGAGGCAGCACCACCGGCUGCUCAGGCAGCAGGCCCUGCAGAGGAAGGCGGAACAGGGUGCCGAAGUGAGGAAGGAGUUGGCCAAGGAAAGGGACAAGUACUCAGAGGAGAGGGGGGCAGAGUUGCAGGAGAAGAAGGAGCGCAAGGCGCUGGUCACACGCCCGGCGCAGAAAAUAGCUUGGCGCUGAACUCACAUGUUAUU
Molecule: messenger RNA, 1766 nt
Organism: Cloeon dipterum
Lineage: Eukaryota; Metazoa; Arthropoda; Insecta; Ephemeroptera; Baetidae
Product: trichohyalin-like
Exons: 3
Coding region: 55-1752 (565 amino acids)
Source: RefSeq, a predicted model, not a curated record